AUGGGUCCCCGUAAGGUAGUUGAGACUGCUAUAGAGAAUCCCUUCGCAAUUGCACAAGAGCAGUUUGAAGAUCUAGCUGCUCAGCAACUAGAGAUUAAAACAGCUAUGGAGCAGAAGCAUCAGGAAAUGCGUGAAGAGAUGGAUCGCAGACAAGCUGAGCUACUCCUAGUUGUCAAUGCAUUGAAGAGCUCCAUUGAUGGAAUUCAUCUUCAUCAGAGGUCAAAGGAACCAGUUUCUUCUUCAACUUCCAAGGAGGCCAAUCCCUUGCAUGGUGCGGGUAUAUUAGGAUCUAAUCCCUAUUCUAAUGGUAACAAUCGCAGUCAUAAUUUGUUGUUCCCUCGAUUUAAUGGAGAGAAUUUAAAAACAUGGCUGUAUAGACUAGAGCAGUACUUUUCUGUGGAUGACACACCUGUUAAUCAUAGAAUUAGGUUGGUAGCUAUGAAUCUGGAAGAUGAAGCACUAGCGUGGCAUCAGUCUUAUCUGAAAUGUAGGGAAACGACUGUGUUACCUGGUUGGGAUGAGUAUCUGCUGGCACUAACUGAAACAUUUGGGGAUGAUUAUGCUAACCCAAUGAUGGAAUUGAAGCAACUGAGACAAACAGGAACAGUAAGAGAAUUUCAGUUUGCAUUUGACAGGUUACUAUCACAAUGUAAUCUAUCUAAUGAACAAGCUAUUUCGUGUUUCCUGGGAGGACUAAAAGAAGAGUUGAUUGGACCUAUUUUGAUGCAUGAGCCUCAAACUCUUUCUAAGGUAUACAGGUUAGCUAGAUUAGCUGAAGGGACUAUGAAUGCUAAUGCUAGAAAUCAGAAACUGACUGGUAUGUCUAGCAAUGUUGUGAAGAGAGAUAAUUCAAGCCCUAGAAAUGUUACUUCCAAUUACCAGCAGAAUACAAGGCUACCCUUACCUGUUACUAAUACUCAUAGCAACCUUAAGCCUAGAAGGACCAUAUCACCAGCUGAGAUGCAAGCUAAGAGGGCUCAAGGCUUGUGUUUUUGGUGUGAUGAUAAAUUCACACCUGGCCACAAGUGUAAUUUGCCAAAGCAACUAUUUGUGUUAGAAAUGGAAGAAGGUGAACCAGACAAGGGUAUAGAGGUGUUAGAGCAAAGUGAAGAGGAUGGGGGAAGGGAUAAAUGGUCAAAUACAGAAGUGACCACCCCCCUGAUCUCUUUCUGUGCACUAAAUGGGUUGCAAGGAGCUCAAACCAUCCAUGUAGUUGGUUAUCAUGAGAAGAGGCCUAUCCAGAUUUUGUUAGAUGGAGGAAGUACUCACAAUUUCAUAGAUGUUAAUGCUGUGAAGAAGCUGGGUUGUACUGUCAUUCCCACACCUCCAAGUAAUGUCAGCUUGGGUAACAGUUCAGUAGAAACAACUUCUGGUUUAGUCAAGGACUUCAAGUGGAUGAUGAAUGGCACCACCUACUGCCUUGAUCUAAUAGUAUUCCCUGUAGGGAAAUAUGAUGUGGUUUUGGGUGCCUUGUGGAUGAAAGGUUUAGGCCCUAUCACUACAGAUUACACUAAGCUGACUAUGUCAUUUGAUUAUCAGGGUAAACACCAGGUGCUGAAGGGAGUCAAUGAGGAAUGCAAGUUGACUAGUCCUAAAUCUGUGAACAAGAAACAAGGACCUGAUGUUCAGUUCUUUAUGCUGCAGCUACUCCCUAGGGAAGUCAAAGCUGAAGUACAUCCUCACCUUGACUCUUUACAUCUGCCACAGGUCACUGAGAUGCCUGUAGUUUUGAGUGCACUCCUUCACCAGUACCAACAGAUCUUUGCAGAACCAACCACUCUUCCUCCUCAGAGGGGAGUAUUUGACCACAGAAUUCCCCUUCAACCAGGAGCUCAACCUGUCAACCUAAGACCCUAUAGGUACCCUUCUAUGAAGAAAGAUAUCAUAGAGAAGUUGGUGCAAGAUAUGUUAAAUCAAGGGGUUAUUCAGCAUAGCAGCAGUCCCUUCUCUUCUCCUGUGGUAUUAGUGGGCAAAAAGGAUGGAAGCUGGAGGUUGUGUGUGGACUAUAGGGGACUGAAUAGAUGCACCAUUAAAGAUAAGUUUCCUAUACCAAUUAUUGAUGAUUUACUUGAUGAAUUAUCUAGUGCAUCAAUCUUCUCUAAGGUAGACUUAAGAUCAGGCUACCAUCAAAUCAGGAUGGUGGGUGAGGACAUUCAGAAAACUGCAUUUAAGACUCAUAUGGGUCAUUAUGAGUUCUUAGUCAUGCCCUUUGGCCUUACUAAUGCACCCUCCACUUUUCAAUGUUUGAUGAAUCAUGUUUUUCAGCAGUAUCUAAGGAAAUUUGUUCUUGUCUUCUUUGAUGAUAUUCUCAUUUAUAGUGUGAACCUCCAAGAUCAUGUUAUCCAUCUACAGUUAGUGUUUGAUCUCAUGGUGAAACAUCAACUACUAGCUAAGUAUUCUAAGUGUGUUUUUGGGGUCCCUAAGGUUGAGUACUUGGGCCAUUUCAUAUCUGCUAAAGGUGUUGCUACUGAUCCUAGGAAGAUAGUAGCAGUACAAGAGUGGCCAGUUCCAAAAACUCUCAAACAACUAAGAGGGUUCCUUGGACUAGCUGGAUAUUACAGGAAAUUUAUUCAAGGCUAUGGGUGCAUAAGCAGGCCCUUAACAGACCUACUUAAGAAAGAUAACUUCACAUGGUCUGAAGCUGCUGCACAGGCUUUCCUUGAUCUCAAGGUUGCUCUCACAACUGCACCAGUAUUGGCUCUACCUAACUACUCACUACCUUUUGUAGUUGAGACUGAUGCCAGUGGGAAUGGCAUUGGUGCGGUGUUGAUGCAAGCUGGUCAUCCAAUUGCCUACAUUAGUAAAGGGUUGGCUGUUUCACAUGCAGCAUUUUCUGUCUAUGAGAAGGAACUCUUAGCCUUGGUUUUUGCUGUCACUAAGUGGUCUCACUAUUUGCUGGGGCACCACUUUAUUGUUAAAACUGAUCAAAAGGCCUUAAAAUACUUGUUGGAGCAAAAACUCCACACUGAUUCUCAGAUCAGGUGGUUAGCCAAGUUACUUCCUUUUGAUUUUGAAAUUCAGUACAAGAAAGGCAAGGAAAAUGUAGCUGCUGAUUCUCUUUCAAGAAUGUAA
Messenger RNA from Lycium barbarum (goji berry), 3072 nucleotides. RefSeq lists its product as uncharacterized. The transcript has a single exon. Lineage: Eukaryota; Viridiplantae; Streptophyta; Magnoliopsida; Solanales; Solanaceae. The coding region runs from base 1 to 3072 and encodes 1023 amino acids. The record is from RefSeq and is a predicted model, not a curated record.